UUUUAUGUGAUACAUUAAGUUAACUUUAUUUGUUAUCAUCGAACAUUAUAUCAUUGACAUUGCUGUUAUAAGUUGUGUUUUUGUAUAAGUGGUGUAGAUUUUAAAGCAUAUUUUCGUGUGCUUACCAAUGCGAUAUACGGAAAUUAUAUGAAAUGGAUUACACACUCAGCUUUUUUGUUAUUGUGCUGAUUUCGUUCCAGAGGACAUGUCUAACAUCGGCAUACACGUGGAACAGCUGGGGGGAAUGGUCCACGUGCUCAGUGUCAUGUGGUAAUGGGAUCAGGUCACGUGUCCGCACGUGCAGCAAUAUCACGUGUGAAGGGCCGCCGGUCAUGAUUGUCGCUUGCAUGGAGGUGAACUGCUCUACAGUAUCCCCUAGUUCGGCCAUAUGGUCCGAGUGGAGUGCUUGGUCCGACUGUACGCGUACAUGCGGGGGAGGUAAUCGCACACGAACUCGCACGUGCUCGACCGGAAACGCGUCAGAAUGCUGCGAGAACAUGGCCAUAGACUCGUGCAAUCGAGAGAGUCUACAGAGCAGAGAAUGCAUCAACAAUGACUGCUAUGGCAACUGGGAGGAGUGGCGGCCCUGGAGCGCGUGCAGCGUCUCGUGUGGGGAAGGUCAGCAGUCACGUGACCGGAUGUGUGGACCAGAAGGCGCUGUUUGCCCGGGGCUGGGCAAGCAGUCACGGGUGUGCUACAUACAGUGCCCGGCAUCGGAGAACUUGCUCGGGAACGCAACAGUUGAUGCCAAGCCCUCUUGCGAGAGCGGUCCUUGUCAGAACGGUGCGAUAUGUGACGACCACGGCGACAACGUGACCUGCCUCUGCCAGGGGGACUGGCGGGGACCCAAGUGUGAGAGCCUCUGCUUGAACAUCCUGGACUCGAGCGUAUGUCUCAACAAAGAGGGUUUGUUCCACAACUGUCUCGACUGUACCAAGUUUGUGAUCUGCAACCGAGGACGCGCGCUCUCAAUGACAUGCGCAGACGGCCUGAUCUGGACCGGAAACAGAUGCAUGAGACCACGUGACACACGCGCGCUCUGCAUAAACUAGAGAUCGGACACGUCCGGCCUUCCUGUGACAAUUGUCUGUUCAUAGACUGAGCAAACUUGAAGCUUACAUAAAAUCAUGCGAAUCUCGUCGAAUUAUAGACGUAAUAACUCCUAUGGUCCUAUGGUGAGACAAUAAACUUAGCAAGCGACACAGUGGUGAUAUGUUUAAAAACGCGUGUGUUGUUGUUGUUGUUGAACGAAUCGGUUUUCCUUAAAUUUAAGACAUGAGUAUGGAGGUUUACGAGGCUCCAACAAGCCGACGCGCUUGAACGAAAAAUAUAUGCGUGUAUAUCACAAAUAGAGGUACUUUUUGCGAGUUUCUGUCAUUUUGAUGUUCUAUGUAAGAAUGCUGAAAACAAGUUAGUACUCCCAAAAAUACAACAAGACGCAGGAAUCACGUUCUCUGACCCAUUAUUUUACGUCUCGGAUUUAAUUUUCAACGUUUUGGCGCCAUCCAAAAUAAUCAUGCGCUUAAACGAAAGGGCGACAAUUACCGUCUUCAGUGUUGUAUCGGCGCGCGCAUGUGUAGUUCUUGUGACGUAUCGAUUUGGCGUCCUUCAAACUUAAGAACGUCAGGACGUCAAAGCAGCGGUCCAAACACACCAACUCAGGAGCGACGUAACGACGUACUAGUAUAUAAGGGUCGAGUUGUCGGUCUGGCGUGUAUACAUUUGUCAUAUUGACACCCGUAUUCUAUCAGAGUGAUGCAUCGUCCACGAACACCCCAUCACGUCAGAACUGUACAUAUACGUGCCGAUAUGCUAAAUCAAUUUUAUAAUUAACGGGCAUAAAAUAAAUCAGCCACCAUACAAAUGUGACACGUGCGUAUGCACUUAUAUUGGAAAUAGCAUAACUUGUAGCUUCAAAUCCAUUGCUUUGACAAGAGGUCUUAUUUAUCUGUUCAGAUUUUAAAACACUGGCCAGGUAUCACCGUAAAAAUUUGAUAAGAGGGAUAAUCACUGACACUCGCUUGAUUUACGCAAAUUUAUCGACGUGGAUAACCGAUCAUGUUUGGAACUACUGAUUUGUAUAGUACCAUUCAGUUUAAAUGCAUUUAUUUCUUUGCAUGCUGUCACAUAUGAAAGAAAGAAAUAAAUGUAUUUUCUUUGUGAACUGUAAAGUUGAAUAAAAUGAAUGUAUAUAUUA
This is a messenger RNA of Dreissena polymorpha, 2197 nucleotides long. Its product is annotated as thrombospondin-2-like. Gene Ontology annotation, cellular component: extracellular region. The coding region runs from base 153 to 1052 and encodes 299 amino acids. NCBI's taxonomy places the organism in Eukaryota, Metazoa, Mollusca, Bivalvia, Myida, Dreissenidae. The record is from RefSeq and is a predicted model, not a curated record. The transcript is spliced from 6 exons. Gene Ontology annotation, molecular function: chitin binding.